Molecule: messenger RNA, 948 nt
Organism: Auanema sp. JU1783
Lineage: Eukaryota; Metazoa; Nematoda; Chromadorea; Rhabditida; Rhabditidae
Source: the annotation of a GenBank genome assembly
AUGAAUUCAGAUCCUCUUCUUCGUACAAAGGCUUACAAGUUUAUAGCUUAUACAACAAUAUCUUUAUCGGUAUUGGCUGUAUUAUCGCUAUGUCUUACUCUGCCAAUGGUUUACAACAGCAUUAGCAUGGCUAAACAUCGCAUCUCGGAGGAAGUCAAUUACUGCAAAUCUUCUGCUAAUAGCAUUCUUCUGAAUAUACAUCAAAUUCGUCAAAUGGCAUUGAACCGUACUGCUCGUCAAGCAAGUUAUGUUGAUGAACCAAUAAUUGCUGAAGAUGAUAGUCAUGUGAAUAGAAUUCGUCCUAUUCCUCUCCCACCAAGACCUCCCAGAUGUUUUGGAUGUUGCUUGCCAGGCCCACCAGGACCUUCCGGAACUCCAGGAAUGCCUGGAAGACCUGGAAGACCUGGAGUCAAUGGAAACCCUGGAAAUCCAGGAAGACCACCUAGAGUACCUUGCAACCCAGGAACUCCUCCACCUUGCCAGCCUUGCCCUGUUGGACCACCGGGUCCACCAGGUUAUCCAGGAGAAGAAGGAGAUCCAGGAGUUCCAGGAUCCCCAGGAGAGCCAGGAACUGGAGAGCCUGUUCCGGGACCUCCUGGAAGAAAAGGAAGAAGAGGAAGACCAGGAAGACCAGGAACACGUGGGCCACCAGGUCCUCCAGGACCAGAUGCUCUCCCAGGUUCAUCAAUGCCAGGAGAACCGGGCGAUCCGGGACCACAAGGACCACCAGGACCAGAUGGAACACCAGGAAGCCCAGGCCGUCCAGGAAGACCAGGAAGAAGAGGACCAAGAGGACCAAAUGGAUCAAACGGAAACCCAGGUUCUGACGGUAACCCAGGAGCUCCAGGAGAACCAGGAACUCCAGGAAAUUCUGGCGAGAACGGUAUCUGUCCAACCUAUUGCGCUGUUGAUGGUGGCGUGUUCUUCGAAGAUGGAACACGUCGUUAA